AUGAAGAGAGAAGUGAAAUCCACUCACCAUGACCAGUUCUGCAGCACAUGGGGGAACCACCAUUACAAGACCUUUGACGGAGAUUUCUUCCAGCUCCCCUUCACGUGCAACUACAUCCUGGUUUCUGACUGCAAGAGUGACUAUGAGAGCUUCAACAUUCAGCUCCGACGGAAGGAGGAAGAUGGUGUCGCCAGCAUUCAAAAGGUCACGAUGAAGUUGGACGGGGUCGUUGUGGAAUUGGACAGUGACAGCAUCAAAGUCAAUGAUAAAGUUGUCACUGAAUCAUACGGCCAGCUUGGCGUUUCUAUUGAAAAAACGAUCUCCUAUGUUAAAAUCAACGCAAAGCUGGGAUUAACCAUUUUAUGGAAUCAAGAAGACGCCCUUUGGGUUGAGCUGGAUACAAAAUACAUGAACCAGACCUGUGGCCUGUGUGGUGAUUUCAACGGCGUCCAGACUUUUGAUGAGUUUGUGAAAGAAGGGGAGCCUAUCGAUGUUGAGGAAUAUGGUGAGGAAUGGAAAGCCAAUUGUCCUAAUGAAAAAUGUGAUGACACCUCACCUAAGGCUUGUGAAACCUAUGAGACCCAGAAAGAGCUGUGUGAGAACAUGCUGUCAGGACCUGCUUUUGCCAGCUGUCAAGAGCUGGUUGAUACUGACUCCUUCAUCAAAGCCUGUAUGAAGGACCUGUGCCACUGUAACAGCAGCACUUCAUGUCUGUGCUCAACUGUGGCAGAGUUCUCCCGUCAGUGCGCUCAUGCCGGCGGGGCACCACAGAAAUGGAAGACUGCACAACUGUGUGAAAAAACUUGCCCUUUCAACAUGGAGUAUCAGGAAUGCGGUAGUCCCUGCACUGACACCUGCAGCAACCCAGAGAGGAGCCAAGUGUGUGAGGAUCACUGUGUAGAUGGAUGCGUCUGUCCCGCUGGUACUGUCUUUGAUGACAUUACACAGACUGGGUGUGUUCCUAUUACCCAGUGUUCCUGCUUACACAAUGGCAAGCCAUACAAACCAGGAGAGUCCUAUUCGAGGGCUUGUAAAGAAUGCAUCUGCAACCAGGGUCAGUGGAGCUGUCAGGAGAAGGAUUGUAUGGGUACCUGCUCUGUGCUGGGUGGAUCCCACAUAUCCACCUAUGAUGAUAAAACGUAUACUUUCCAUGGAGACUGCUCUUAUGUUCUCACCAAGGUGUGGCAUUCAAACAUUAAUGAUUUUACUGUACUUGGUGACCUGGCCCGCUGUGACAAAUCAUCUAAAUCAACUUGUCUGACUUCAGUCAGUCUUUUGCUGCCAAACCAAAUGGUGCUUGUAGUUGAUGACCAUGGACUGAUAUCUCAAAACAAAAUGACCAUUAAACCACCAUUUGUCAUGGAUGAUCUACUCAUCUUCACCCAAUCAUCAUUCUACGUUGUCAUCAGCACCGGUUUUGGGAUUGAAAUUGAGAUUCAGCUAAUACCCACAAUGCAGGUCUUCAUCAAAAGCUGUGUGUCCAAUAAAGGAAAACUAAAGGGCCUUUGUGGAGAUUUUAAUGAUGUGGAAGCUGAUGACUUUAGAACUACGAAUGGAUUGAUCGAAGGAACGGCUGGACUAUUUGCCAACUCUUGGAAGAGCAAAACAAGCUGCCCCGCUGCACAAAGUAGACUUGGAGAUCCCUGUCUUUCAAGUGUAGACAAAGAGAAAUAUGCAAAACACUGGUGCACCGUGCUGUCAAACCCAAAAGAGAUUUUCUCUAAGUGCCAUUCUGAAAUAAACCCAGAGGAUUAUGAAGCUUCUUGUAUUUAUGACACUUGCAUCUGUGACGACAGUGAGAAGUGCAUGUGUGCUGCUUUAUCCUCCUAUGUCCAUGCAUGCGCUGCUGAAGGCGUUUUACUGAAUGGAUGGAGGGAAACCACAUGCAACCAAUACACAACUGCAUGCCCUUCCAACUUUGUGUAUAGCUACCAAAUGGAAAGCUGUGGUCGCACCUGUCGCUCCCUAAGUCAGCCAGAUUUACCAUGUGGGGUUGAAGUCACCCCGCUGGAUGGCUGCGGCUGUGCUAAGGGAACUUACCUUGAUGAGGGGGGAAAGUGUGUGUCGGCUUCAAAAUGCCCUUGUUAUGUGGAUGACACAGUGGUAGGCCCUGGCCAGGUCAAGAAGGUCCAGGGACAAACUUGCUCAUGUCAUGGUGGUAAACUAAGCUGUGCAGGAGGCCCUAUUAGCACAUCAUGCACCAGUCCGAUGUCGUACUUCAACUGCUCAAGCGCAAAGCCAGGUACAAAGGGAUCUGAGUGCCAGAAAAGCUGCCAGACAGUGGAGUCAGAAUGUGUCAGUAAACAGUGUAUCUCAGGCUGCGUUUGUCCAGCUGGCCUGCUGUUGGAUGGUGAAGGAGGCUGUGUCACAGAGGAAAACUGUCCCUGCACAUAUAAUGGAGAAUCCUUUAAAUCUGGACAGACAGUCAAUGUGGACUGCAAUACAUGCACUUGCAAAAGCAGAAAUUGGGAAUGUACAGAGAAACAGUGUGAUGGAACCUGUACCAUAUAUGGGGCAGGACACUACAUCACUUUUGAUGAUAAGAAAUAUUCCUUCAGUGGGGACUGUGGCUACAUUUUUGUUCAGGAUUACUGUGGGGACCAAAUAAAUGGCACCUUUAGGGUUAUAACUGAGAGCAUCCCGUGUGGAUCAACUGAAAGCAUCUGCUCCACUGCCAUCAAGCUCUACUUAGGGAACACUGAAAUUGUUCUUUCAGAGGAAGAUGUGAAAGUUAUCAAACAAAGCAAAGGGGUGUACAUACCUUAUCAAUUCCACUCUGUUGGUGAAUAUGUUGUCAUUGAAGCGAAGAAUGGUCUUGUUUUCAUCUGGAAUAAAAAGACGACACUCAUGGUCAAACUCAGCUCCACAUUCAAGGGAAAAGUCUGCGGACUGUGUGGGAACUAUGAUGGGAACAUCAAGAAUGAUUUCACCACAAGGAACAAAGAAGUUGUGGUUGAAGCUCUUGAGUUUGGAAACAGCUGGAAAGUUUCUCCUACCUGCCCUAAUGCAAUCAUCCCCCAAAAUCCCUGCAAUCUGUACACAAAUAGAAAGGCAUGGGCAUUAAAACACUGCAGCAUCAUCACCAGUAAAGUAUUCGCUGAUUGCCAUUCAAAGGUGGAUCCUGACAACUAUUUUGAUGCUUGUUUGAGAGACACGUGUGGGUGCAAUACAGGUGGAGACUGCGAGUGUUUCUGCUCAGCUGUAGCAGCCUAUGCAGCAGCCUGUAACAAAGCUGGGUCCUGUGUGAGAUGGAGAACACCCACUAUCUGUCCUCUUUUCUGUGAUUUUUACAACCCCAAUGGUGAAUGUGAAUGGCAUUAUGAACCAUGUGGAAAACCAUGCAUGAGGACUUGCAGGAAUCCCUCAGGAAAGUGCUACAAUCAAAUUCCAGCUCUAGAAGGCUGUUAUCCAAGUUGCCCACCUGAACGAUCUUAUUUGGAAGAAGUUACCAUGAAGUGUGUCCCAAAGGAGGAAUGUGGCUGCUAUGAUGACAAUGGAAAGCAUUUCAAAGAAGGAGAGCUCCUGCCCCCAACGAAAAACUGUUACGAAUGUUAUUGUUCUUCAACAGAAACAAAGUGUCAUUAUGAUGUCCAAGCUUGCACUUGCUCAUACAAAGGACGUACAUAUGGAUAUGGAGACACAGUAUAUGACACACAUGAUGGAGAUGGAACCUGUAUCACCGCCAUUUGCGGAGAAAAGGGCAAUAUUACCAGAUUCUUUGAGACUUGCACACCAGAGUCAUCAUCCACAACGACACCAACAACAAUCUUUGUGUUUACCACAAGUGGUAAGCAAAAGAGGUUAAACAUUCAUAGCAUGGGUUGA
Messenger RNA from Notolabrus celidotus (New Zealand spotty), 3825 nucleotides. RefSeq names its product mucin-5B-like. NCBI's taxonomy places the organism in Eukaryota, Metazoa, Chordata, Actinopteri, Labriformes, Labridae. Gene Ontology annotation, cellular component: extracellular matrix. Gene Ontology annotation, molecular function: protein binding. The record is from RefSeq and is a predicted model, not a curated record. The transcript is spliced from 28 exons. Bases 1 to 3825 code for a protein of 1274 amino acids.